AUGGCAGCGAAAUCCGAUGGUCGGGGGGUCAUCCGGGGAUUCGCCCAGCUGCACAACCUGGACGAGGUGGUGGGGACCGGCGAGGGCGACCCGAGGGAAGGCAGCUCCUUCCACAUCUGCCACUGCUGCAACACCUCGUCCUGUUACUGGGGCUGCCGGAGCGCCUGUCUGCAUUACCUCCGAGGCAAGGGGAAGGGGAGAGGCGGGGGAGGAGGGGACACAGUGCUGGGGCGGCCGCCACAGGAAGAGCGCCUCUGGCUGGACUGUCUGUGGAUCAUCCUGGCCCUGUUCGUGUUCUUCUGGGACGUGGGGACGGACCUGGCGCUGGCCAUCGACUACUACCACAAGCAUGACUACCUCUGGUCCGGACUCACCCUCUUCUUGGUGCUGGUGCCCUCGGUGCUGGUCCAGAUCCUGAGCUUCAGGUGGUUCGUGCAGGAUUACACCGGGGGUGGUCUGGGCUCUGUGGAAGGGCUGAGCAACCGGAGAGCUACGGCAGGGCUGAGCGCACAGGGAAGGGACAGGUGCUGCCUGCUCUCUGUGUGGCUGUGGCAGACCCUCAUACACAUCUUCCAGAUGGGACAAGUAUGGAGGUAA
Messenger RNA from Oncorhynchus nerka (sockeye salmon), 597 nucleotides. RefSeq names its product XK-related protein 6-like. Gene Ontology annotation, biological process: apoptotic process involved in development; engulfment of apoptotic cell; phosphatidylserine exposure on apoptotic cell surface. The coding region runs from base 1 to 597 and encodes 198 amino acids. The transcript has a single exon. Lineage: Eukaryota; Metazoa; Chordata; Actinopteri; Salmoniformes; Salmonidae. Gene Ontology annotation, cellular component: plasma membrane. The record is from RefSeq and is a predicted model, not a curated record.